AUGGGUGCUGUUUGUUGUUGUUUUGGACCACCACGUAAUCACAUUGCUUCACGUUCAAACCGCUCUGGUCAUGGCCCGAAUUGUUGGAACUGCACUUCUUGUGUUUUUCGGAACAUCGGCAAUUAUCUGGUUACAGGUUCUACAAGGUCUAAUAAUACAACAAUAGAGACCAAUAAACACGAAAGGGAACCGAAGAAAGAGUGUAUUGUCAAGUUAAACUCAGAAAACAUAACUGAAAACAAAGAUGAAAACAUUUCAUCUUCUAGUGAUGAAGAAGAAAAGGAAAAGAGAAUGGAUAGACUUAAGCAUAUCUUCUCAUCAUGGGAAGAUGAGGAUGUUUGUCCAACUUGUUUUGAAGAUUAUACACUGGAAAAUCCCAAGAUUACCGCGCAUUGCAGCCAUCAUUAUCACCUUGGAUGCAUCUACGAUUGGAUGGAAAGAAGUAAAAAUUGUCCAAUGUGUGGGAAGUUGAUGAAUUUUGACGGCAUGCAAUAG
Messenger RNA from Impatiens glandulifera, 495 nucleotides. RefSeq names its product E3 ubiquitin-protein ligase At3g02290-like. The record is from RefSeq and is a predicted model, not a curated record. NCBI's taxonomy places the organism in Eukaryota, Viridiplantae, Streptophyta, Magnoliopsida, Ericales, Balsaminaceae. Gene Ontology annotation, molecular function: ubiquitin-protein transferase activity. Bases 1 to 495 code for a protein of 164 amino acids. The transcript has 4 exons.